AAUAGCAGAAGUUGUUUGUACCUGGGAUAGCACUAGAGGGAUAUUCAAAAUUUAAAACUUAGUUAAGGAGUGAUAAGAAGUUUAUGUGGCAGCUUUGGAGAAUAUAUCUCAUAGAAUCAACAAAGAAAUAUCAUUGUUAUUGAUUGUACGACUCAAGGGAGAGUCUCUGUAGUGGAUGUGUGACCGAGUAGUGUGGUAAAGAUAAGAGCUUGAUCAUUUAUUUAAAUAUUUUUAAAUAUUAAUUAGAGUUAGUAGAGUUAUGGCAUUGGUUAACUCUAAAGUCUAUAAAUAAAGAGUGUAAGUUCAUUUUUUUUAUUGACUCACACUCAUCAAUUACUCCCUCUUUCUCUCUCGUAGCCAUCUUCUCCCAUUCCAAUUUAUCUCUUUGUUUUCAUCAAGAGCCAAGCACCAAUAUCACCAUAAAACUCUCAUAGUUUUCUUUUUAUUUCAUUCACAACCAAUGCUUCAAACUUCCAUUCAUACCACCUCACACAACCAUACAAUACCAUACACCACUUUUAAUUUCAAAAUCACCGUCAUCUUCUUAUAAUUAUCAUAUAGCCACAACACCAUAAUUUUUGUUAUUUAGCCAAAACACAUGAACCUCACCAUUGCUACCAAUUGUUCAUCAAGUUAUAGAGUUCUAAACUUAGGGUUGCAAUUAGUUGGUGUUUUCAUUUCCAAAAAUUAAGGUUUACGUGGUAUGUAUACAAGGCUUUGGUUCUACAUAUAAUUUUCGCAAUCAAGCUAGGAUCUCCACAUUCGAGAUAUAGGAGAUAUGUCUCUUAGAAUUAAGGCGUCAAACGAAACAGUACUUGCAGAAAUAAAAAGCAUUCUGUCACUUAAGAUCGAAAAUAUCCGCCACGAAGAGGAUAAGAUUCUUAGAGCUCUACGAGAGGUCAUCGCAAUUAAUGAAGAAAUUAAAAGAGUAGUAGAGGUGAGGGGAGCCUUAAUCAAAUCACGAGAAAAGUUUCUAGUGCUAAGGGCUGCUUUGUCACAUGUCCCCGAACUUCUUUACUAUAUCGAUGAAGUCUGGCACCGUGUCUCAAAUCUUGGCGACGCAAUUAGAUACACAGCAUUUAUAUGUGAGCUGACGCUUGACUUCCACAACUUCGUUUUCGAAAAGACUUAUAUUGUGGAAACAAACGGCAUGGAAGAAGAACGCGUCAAGAACAUACGAUAUAAGCUAAGUGACGACAGUGUGGAGGACAUAACUGAAUCUGUGAACGUAACUAAUGAACGAGAUUUGGAAGAAUCAGAAAUGCCAGACUAUUUUGAAGUGACAGCAGAAAUGUUGGAACUUGAACUAAAAAGCCCACCUCAAAUAGAAGCAGAGAAAAUAGUAGAAGUAAUAGAGAUUCCUUCAGAUGAAGAAUCCAAAGAUGAGGAAAUGCCAGAAGGGCCCAAUGAGCCAGAUUACCCCCCAAUACCGAAGAGCAAGGACUCAGAUCUACCCACAGCAACCAACAUCGAUGAACUAGAAGAUGACAUACCUGACUAUCAUUUUGAAGUAGAAAUUGAUGAGUCAGACUCUGAAUCCGAGGACAUGCCAGCACCAAUUCCAGCAGAUGUGGAAAUGGAAAUAAACUUCGAGGAACACCCAGAAGAGAACCUAGAAGAAGACCAUGAAGGAUCUGAAGCCGAGUCAUGCGUGGAGGAUGAAUAAUAGUCUCUUUCAACUUGUCAAAUUUUAUCCAAAGAAGAUAUUUUUGCUCCUAUUCCAAUAAUCUAGUGACUAUGUAACUAGAGAUUUAGUACGCUUUCAAGUAAAUAAAGAUUUAUUUCUUCUUCUUCAAUCAAAUUCUUCUCUUAUGAUCAAAGUAACUCCUAUAAAAAAAUAAUAAUAAUUAGCAUGGAAGACAGUUCGCCUCUACUUAGGAGUCUAUUUUUUCUUUUUAGUAAUGUUGAUUCUUCAAUUGGGAAUAAAUACUUAAGCUAGACACCAACAACAAGAAGUACCAAAGAGUGUGACAUCUGAAGUAGCACUCAAACACCGGGGCACUAGGAAAUUGGUCUUAAGUUAUUCAAUGC
Molecule: messenger RNA, 2031 nt
Organism: Cannabis sativa
Lineage: Eukaryota; Viridiplantae; Streptophyta; Magnoliopsida; Rosales; Cannabaceae
Exons: 3
Coding region: 779-1666 (295 amino acids)
Source: RefSeq, a predicted model, not a curated record